GGACAGCCCAAAUUCAUUUGUAUAGUUUUAAAUGCAACGUAACCCAUUAUGAGCAGCCAGCGCGGCCCGGCACAGGCCAGCACGCAAACGGAACGGCCGAAAUUCUCCGAGUAGAAUAAAAUCCGUUGGCCGUCGAACGGCCAGUCGGCGCCAGUGUGUCAUAAUUGUUGGUAGUAAGCAGAUAAAAUAUUAUAUUGUUGAUUUUUUAAUUGAAAGCGCGUUGUUUCUUUUGGAAUAAUAUGGACGAACUUUUAAUUGAGAGUGUCAGAGAAUACCCAUUUUUGUAUGAUGCAUCGGAACCAGGUUAUCACGAUAGCAAGAAAAAGGACAAUGCAUGGGUACAAAUAUCCGAAAAUUUUGAUCAAUGGACAGCUGAUGACUGUAGGAAGAAAUGGAUAGCCCUUCGAGAUAGCUUCAGAAAAGCAUACCGAAAACGGAGGACUACAAGUGGACAAGCGGCUAAACAAAUCCGGCCGUGGAAAUUCGAAAAAGUCAUGUCAUUUAUAAUUCCGUAUAUUGCAGAAAGACAUCAAAUAUCUAAUUUGGCACGUGACUCAGAAAGUAGUAAUACCUCCUAUACUGAUGCUGAUACUGAAGUUGAAGUUGACAAUCUAGAAAAAGAUAGCGAAUGCGAACCUAUAGAAGACGAUGGAACGGUUGAAAACUCUCAGCAAGUGACUGAUGAUGAUAUGAUUUCAAAACUUAACACUUCACAUAAAGUAAGUACCGUUGCAAGUAAGAAAAAACAUUCUGCAGUAAAGAAUGUUGCUGUGCCAUUACAGUCUCCUCCUCCAGUGGCACAAGUUCUUCAAGAGUAUCUUCAGGCAAGAAAAAAUAAAACAGAAACCAUUGCCACUGAAAGAAGUGAUGCGUUAAGUUCAUUUUUUAAAGCAAUGGAACAAACGGUGAGAACAUUUUCCUUACCACUACAAAUAGAAAUUAAAGGAAUAAUUUCAAACCUUGUGACUGAUUAUGAGUUAAGAAACUACAACUUUCAAAAUGUUACAUCAACAUCUUCGUGUUCGCCCAAUAGACUUGCCGCAAGUGCCUCAAAUAUUUCAUGUCCUGCACCUACUCCACAUUACCGUUAUCAACAACCAUACCCAGUCUGUAGCAACGAAUAUCCACCAUCAAGUUCUCUCAACACACAACAGCCCUCCAAUACACCUAGUGGAUCCGGAUCAGAACCUACUCCACAUUACCGUUAUCAACAACCAUAUCCAGUCUGUAGCAACGAAUAUCCACCACCAAGCUCUCUCAACACACAACAGCCCUCCAAUGCACCUAGUGAAUCCGGAUCAGAACAGCUUCAUGGCAUUGAUAAGCCUUGGAACAAUAUAGUAUAAACAUUUUGUUUACAGUCGGAAAAAUGAAAGAAUACCCAUGAACGAACAUAUAAAACACGCUGUAUUUUCCUGCCGCCGUGUCACAAGGAAAAUUGUCCAGUGCAAGUAUAUGUAACAAUAAUUAUUACAUGUACUUGCGCUAGCCAAUUUUUUGUGUGACAAGGUGACAGGAAAAUACAGCGUGUUAUAUACAGAGAGAGUCUGUAAUUUGGAAUAAAUUCAAUAUCUCAAAUUAAUACUAAUGGUUUUUUUGAAAAAUGCUAAGACCUGUCGAUUAGUAUUUAAAAUUGUCCUUUUUGACAUACAAUAAUAAUGUAUACAGUGUGUCCCAACUUGGAGAUAUGACGUCAUCGUUGAUUUUCUUAAAUGGCAACACUGUCAUUUUGAUAGCUAUUUUGAUAGGGAGUGUAAAGUUAUACACAACUGCAAAAUAUCAAAUUUUUAUUGUCUACCAUUUACAAGAUAAUAAAAAAUAACAAAGUUAUAUCUGUAAUUUGGAAUAAAUUCAAUAAUUAAAAUACUAAUUGUUUUUUUGAAAAAUGCUCAUACCCGUCGAUUAGUAUUUCAAAUUGUCAUUUUUGACAUCCAAUAAUAAUGUAUACAGGGUGUCCUAAUUUAGAGAUAUGACGUCAUCGUUGAUUUUCUUCAAUGGCAACACUGUCAUUUUGAUAGCGUGUGUAAAGUUAUACACAACUGCAGAAUUUCAAAUUUUUAUUCCCUGCUAUUUACAAGAUAAUAAAAAAUAACAAAGUUAUGGAAAACAAGUAAUCAAAUAACAAUUGAAAUUAAUUAUUUCAAUUAAGCAACUACUCAUAAUGUUGCCCUCAAUUAUUGUCAAAUUGUCAAUGGGCAACAUCAUGAGCAUUUGCUUAAUUGAAAUAAUUAAAUUAAAAUGUAUACAUUAUUAUUUUAUGUCAAAAAUGAAAAUUUGAAAUAUUAAUCGACGGGGCUGAGCAUUUUUCAAAAAAACAAUUAGUAUUUUAAUUAUUGAAUUUAUUCCAAAUUACAGACAUAACUUUGUUAUUUUCUAUUAUCUUGUAAAUGGUAGAGAAUAAAAAUUUGAUAUUUUGCAGUUGUGUUUAACUAUACACACCCUAUCAAAAUAACUAUCAAAAUGACAGUGUUGCCAUUUAAGAAAAUCAACGAUGACGUCAUAUCUCUAAAUUGGACACCCUCUACACAUUAUUAUUGUAUGAAAAAAGGACAAUUUCAAAUACUAAUCGACGGGUCUGAGCAUUUUUCAAAAAAACAGUUAGUAUUUGAGAUAUUGAAUUUAUUCCAAAUUACAGACUCUCUCUGUAUGUUCGUUCAUGGGUAUUCUUUCAUUUUUCCUACUGUAAACGUCUUGGGCAUAAAUAAAUACUGUUUUUAGGUUAUAUUUCGUACACAAAAUAAAAAAUAAUA
Molecule: messenger RNA, 2750 nt
Organism: Diabrotica virgifera virgifera (western corn rootworm)
Lineage: Eukaryota; Metazoa; Arthropoda; Insecta; Coleoptera; Chrysomelidae
Product: transcription factor Adf-1-like
Exons: 2
Coding region: 240-1346 (368 amino acids)
Biological process (GO): regulation of transcription by RNA polymerase II
Cellular component (GO): transcription regulator complex; nucleus
Source: RefSeq, a predicted model, not a curated record